Messenger RNA from Populus euphratica (Euphrates poplar), 1667 nucleotides. RefSeq lists its product as uncharacterized. The coding region runs from base 4 to 1311 and encodes 435 amino acids. The record is from RefSeq and is a predicted model, not a curated record. Lineage: Eukaryota; Viridiplantae; Streptophyta; Magnoliopsida; Malpighiales; Salicaceae. The transcript is spliced from 9 exons. Gene Ontology annotation, molecular function: DNA binding; zinc ion binding.
ACAAUGGAAGAGGCAGAAGGGAAGGCAUUUUGCCAGAUUGUUCAAACAAUGGAAGAUUCAGGAGGGAAGGCAUCGUGCAAGAUGGUUCAACGGCCUGAGCUACUUGACUAUACUACUUCGUCGAAUCAUGCCGAUAGCACAACCAACAACACACAGCUUGUCGAUGCUGCUGCUAUAGAGUCACGCCAACGUGAUGAUCAAUACCAAAAGCUUACAAAAUAUGAUGGGGAUAGUGCUACACUAGUUAUAGAUCCUGUCACUGCUACAAAAUAUGGUAUUGAAGUUUCACACGAUUCUCUUGCUACUUGCUGGGAAUGCGGCCAAAAGAUUAUGAAAGGAGAGGUUCAUGUAUUCUUAAGGGUCGAGGGACAAGCCAGUAAGAGAUUGGUGUUGGACCAUGCCAACUGUUUCAUGAAUUUGUACCGGCCAUCUAUCCAAGUGGAGAAGUUGGCUGGAUGGGAAACUCUUUCAGCUUGUGAUCAGACAGCUGUUCUUUUACUGGUCAAGAAGGUUCCUCCUGCAGCACUAACAGACAUUAAAGAUAUGGGAAAAGAGGAUAGAGAAUUCCCACAAUCAGCUUCUAAAGCCGGUACAAAACGUAGGAAAGAUGUCGAUGGUGAUCAAAAUUUAAAAGCUGCCAUGGCUGAAGAAGAUGUGAUGAGUAGCAGGGCUGCAUUUGCAUCUGAAAAGAACACUAAUGAUUGGGAACCUAAACUUAUGGCUCAAUCCAAAUACUCGUGGUCUUUAGCAGAAGAGUGUAAAAGGGAUUGCCAAUUUGGAACAGAAAAGAAGCUUCAACUUGAGCCAAUCAAUGCUAAAGCCCUACCUGAGACAUCAUGCAAAACUAUGCCUGAAGCUUCUGGUGCACCAGAUUUUGUGGGGGCUGCUAGUACAUGGUCGGCAACAGAGUCAAAGGAAGAAUGCAAGGACAAAAAAGAGGCAUUGAGUGAUUAUAUUAUUGACAAGAUCGAUAAAGAUAUUGCAGACAUGGCAGAUAAGGGUUGCACAAUUGAUAAUGGAGGAGUGGAUUACAAACUUUUUCUGCUGAGUAAGGCAUGGGGGUAUAUGAAAGAAAGGAGGCUUCUACUCAAGCAAAUCGAUGCCGAAGCCACACCAAAGACGACAACAUGUAAAGCUAUGGCUGAAGCUUCUGGAGCAAAAUGCAAAAGAGGUGAUGGUGAUGGUGAUUUGGAGUUGAAAGUUUCCAAAGCUAGAGGAGAGGUGAUAACUAUAUCACUUGAAUCUGUAAAAACUUCCAAUGAUUUGGAAAACAGUAAGCUGGAGGCUGAAUCCAAAGAAGUGCAGGGUUAGACAGAAGAAUUAGAUACAUGUGUCGAUGCCACAACCAGAGUUGGUUUCUAAAGUCAGUCGACAACGAAGAGUACAACGGAGAGUGAUUAUAUGUGCCCUGACCGGCCACGUUAUUGAUAUCAAUAACGUCUAUGAAGAACGGGACACUUUAUGAGAUUUCCUUUUAACUUGUCAUCUUCUUUUUCAAGCAACAUAUUUUGAUUUUUCUAUGUGAAUUUAAUUUGAUUGUCUUAAAGAUGGUAAUAUAUGGACCCUUAUUUCCCUCAUUAGUAAAAUUUUAUUUUUCUUGAAAAAAUUAUGAUGGAUCUUAAAAGGUUAGGUUAAAAUCUUGAUGUUUAUUGCAUAAGAUGCUGAUU